AGUGCACGGCCGAGAAAAGUCCAACACCUUUUUGCGCGCUAAAUUUGAAUUUAAUUUGCCGCACAAAAAUUUUCCUCCCUUUCCAGCCGCAAAAUAGAAUUUUCUUGAAGUUUCACAUUUCCACACGAGAAAGCUAAUAAAAAUAAUUAUGUUUAUAAACAAUCAAGCAAUUUUUGUCCUAUGCAAGUAUGCAUGAACCGAAAACAGCGUUGGUGUUUUUAUAAAACAACAUAUUUACAAACUCUAGGAUAGAAAAAUGAAAAGAAUAUGACAUGAUUCGCUAAAAAACAAUUAAUAUCAUUGAAAAACGCAAGGCAAAUGAACAAAAAAGCAGACGUGAAAAUUCUAAAAAGUCUACCAUAAACUUUUGCGCGCCGAGACCCAUCUGAAAAAUACAUAUGUAUAUAAUUCAUGAAAAUUCCAAUAUUUUAAUUGUCUAUUAUAUUGCUAUGUUCAUGUGUUUUGAGCCUCUUCUAUGCUCUCCAGAGCUCUCUGUUCGCCACAUGUGUUGUGUAAUUCGAAACAGCCGUCACUUUUCCUCUGUUUUUCAUUUUUUGAGUGUGUGAUGCUGCUUGCUCUGCCUUCUGAACUUUGCCAUCAUGCAUUUUCGAAAGAGAUAAAAAAUCUUGAAAGUUGAGCAUGAAGCACCCAAUUGUCUCUGGUGACACUUUUCACCUCAUUUUCAAAUCUCUUGCGUCAUUCAGCUCGAGCCAUUCGUCUUUCGAUUUGACCCGGUUAUUUUGUACAAUUUUUAGUAGAAAAAAUUAGUUUUUUGGGUCCUGACACGAGCUAAAAAUUUUAGUAUACAGUAUCUGUAAGUAUUCAACCAGUUCCCACAAUUUUUUGAAAACUUGUUAGAAAAACUUAAAUUACUGAGAAGUCUUAUUAUAUAUCAGGAAAUAUGAAAACUGUCAAAUAGGAAACAACUUUCUGUAAGAAGAAUGAAAUUCUACAGUACUCGCGGGUACUGUAGCUGAAAUAUUUCGCUUGCUCUAGAACCCUGAUCGUCAAUUAAAAAAAAUUGGCUAACUCGGCAAUAUUUGAGAAUUAUUAAGUUAAUCGGAAAUUUCAGAAAUUGAAAAUUUUCAGACAUUUUUUUUAAAUCAAUAAUCACGAAAUGAACGAUGAUAAACUACGGAGCCUAUUUGCAUCUCUUGCAACUCUCACACAACAAGGACCAAUUCCAGUGCAAGCCUACAGUAUGCUUGCUGGUCAACAUUCUACAGAAGUUCUCGCCGAACACAUGAGGCUCCGAUGGCUUUCGGAUGGACGCUUUGGACCAGUUGCUGCAAAUAUACUAAUGCACAUCCAUAAGUCCGAUCCAAAAGACAUUUCAUUAUCCUCAAAUGUGUUGGCUCUACUACUCAACGACUACCGUAACCGGCUUUCAGUUCGAAACGAUUCUCGACUUAUGUUCAGGAAUUGUGUGAAGACACUUUUUUCAAUGUAUCCAGUAUAUGUGAAAAUGGACGAAUGUGUGUCAAAAUGCUUCAUAAAACCAAUGUUCUCAUCUUUGGAUGCACUUAUUGAUGAUGCUCCAGAUACCGAAGAUCUAGAGACAGCCGGGAUACUUCUCAGCGAGAAUGGUCGCGUUCUUCACGAUUUGAAUUCAUAUCUCGUCGAACGAAUCAUUGUAAAAUUGCGUCAUAAACUUAUCAGUGAAGAUCCAAUUGUCACUAAACAUGUCCGUCAAAUAUUCAUUCAUGUGUAUGAUCUUUGGGCAUUUGGAUGGAGUGAGCUGAAUAUUCCUGAAUGUCUUCUCACUUUGAGUGCAGAAGGGAAGCUAUCGAUUGUUGAUCAGACACCACUUCGGAAGAAUGAUAUCAGCAAGCAAGAGUUCGGAAGCAAAGAGAGCAUUGUUUGAAUAUAUUGAAGUAGAUCCUUAAUAUUCCCACUUUUGGUGAUUUUUAGUUUUCGGGUUUCAUAAAAUAUAAAAUUUCGGUGAAAUAAAACUUCAUUUCGGG
Messenger RNA from Caenorhabditis elegans, 1964 nucleotides. It is a transcript of the gene F01F1.3, whose product is annotated as MIF4G domain-containing protein. The record is from RefSeq and is marked reviewed. The transcript is spliced from 6 exons. The coding region runs from base 1118 to 1864 and encodes 248 amino acids. NCBI's taxonomy places the organism in Eukaryota, Metazoa, Nematoda, Chromadorea, Rhabditida, Rhabditidae.